ACGAGCAUGCGCCUUGUCAUUUUCAUUGGCCGAUCACAAUCAUAGAUAAAAAUUAUAAUUAUCUGCCAAUAUAUAUCGGGCCAUAGCUCAAAUCUUCUUCUGUGAUAAGUCUAAUAAUACAGUGCUAGUGAACUGUCUGAUGUGCAUAUAAAGUGUAAUCAAAUUAAUACAAAAUGCUUAUCAAAGAAUUUCGUGUUACGAUGCCUCUUACGGUAGAAGAGUAUCAAGUGGCGCAGUUGUACUGCGUGGCAGAGGUAUCUAAAAAUGAAACGGGUGGUGGCGAAGGCAUUGAAGUCAUUAAAAACGAACCCUUCAAAGACUACCCACUGCUCGGUGGCAAAUAUUCAUCGGGUCAAUACACCUACAAGAUUUACCAUCUUGCAUCGAAAGUGCCAGCAUUCAUUCGGUUAUUGGCACCAAAAGGAUCACUGGAGGUCCAUGAGGAGGCGUGGAACGCGUACCCAUACUGCCGGACUGUACUCACGAACCCGGGUUACAUGAAGGAGAACUUUGUUAUUUGCAUAGAGUCCCUACACUUACCAGACAGCGGUGAUCAGCAAAAUGUUCAUGAAUUGCCACCAGAGAAACUAAAAGCCCGCGAAGUUGUGAACAUUGACAUCGCCAACGACCCUCUUCCAUCAAGUGACUACAAGGCCGAGAAUGACCCAACCAAGUUCAAGUCGAAGAAGACUGGCCGUGGUCCCCUGGUCGGAGCCAACUGGAAGAAAGAAGCAACACCGGUCAUGACCUGCUACAAACUGGUCACUGCUGAAUUCAAGUGGUUUGGCCUCCAGAGCAAGGUAGAAAAUGUUAUCCAGAAGUCGGAACGGCGGUUGUUCACCAUUUUCCAUAGGCAAGUAUUCUGUUCGAUGGACGACUGGCAUGGCAUGACCAUGGCCGACAUCCGAGCCAUUGAGGAUCGCACCAAGGAGGAACUGGAGAAACUACGUCGCGAAGGCGAAGUCCGCGGUAUGCGCGCUGACAACGAGUAAAGUGCGUGCGUGUGCGUGCAUGCGUGCUAGUGUGCGAGCAAUCGUCGGGCGCGGGCCAUAGAAUAAACAUUCGUUCCGUCAUUACUAUAAAGUGCAUUUCAAAUUAAAGAUUUUGUAAAUAUUUAUUCCGAUUAAUUAUGUAAACGACGCUGUUUCCCAUUAUGUUUUUUUUUUUGCAUUUCCAUAGGAGAUAUUACAUUUAGGUAUGUGUUGACUUUAUUUGUGAAAAUUGUAUAUUUUUAGUAACAACUAUUAAUAACAAUACUUGUGAUGAGUUCCGCGCUCGACACAUUUCCUUCUGACGCUCACACAUAUGCCCUAGCCUCUGGUAGAUAAGAUUAUAAAUCAAUAUUAGAAAACAACUUUAUUAAUAUCAUAUUUCAUCAAUUCUCAUAUAGAUAUGUAAUUUUAAAUGCGUUCCCAUUAUUCAUUGGGCACGGUUAUUAAUCAAAUAAAUUAUGACUGCUGGCAGUCCAUUGAUGACAAUAGAAGAAAAUAUUAAUAAUAAUCUAAAUCUAUUUAAAUAUGCAAACACUUAGAAAAGAACAACAGACUAGUUGGAGGCGUGGGUAUAGUUUACCAUUAGUUAAAAAUGAGAUGUGGUAUAGAUACUAUUUAAAUAAAUAAUUAAAUAAGUUGAUGUAGUCAGUGGUUAAAAGGUAGUAUUGUCGUUACCUACUUAAAAGUAAUUCAUUUGACAACUACUCAUGAACAAGAAUUGGUGAAUGUUUGGCACCUAGGCCAGAUUUUAAUAAUUCACUGUAUAAUGUUCUUUUUGUUAGUUGAUCUAACCAGCCUAGACGGCGAUUUGGCUGUUGUGUAUUUUAUAAUAAAUAAACACAUAUUUAUAAGUGAAUUUGCGCAAUAGUAACCAAUUGUACUGACACGAAUGUAACUAGGAUGGAAAAUUAUUGGUGCAAUAUAUUUUAUCUAUGGCAACCCGGAGAUGCGUGCAGUUUAUGUAAUUGGGUGUUGCAAGAUGAAUAUUUAAUUACCUAUAUGGUUCGUGGGCGGUGGUUGUUUUAUUAGUAAGCGUUAUUAUUGGGACUAUAUUUAUUGGGGAGUUGUUCAAUUUGCAACACCCUCAGGUGAUUCAUGUAUAAUAAUUAUUGAUAAGUUUUGUUAUUUAACAAAUCAGUAUUUUAUAUUUGUGUGACAUUCCAGAUACAAUACCAAUAAUGUAUAUUUAAUAAACAAUUUAGGUCGAUUUGCUACUUAUCUAAUUUUGUUUUUAUUUUUAAUAGCUCUCUGUGUUAUAAUGAAUGUUAUGCAACGGUAUGCAUGCGUAACAUGCAUGAAAUGAAAUAAACCACAUGAUUACAUAUUAUCAUACACCAGUACAAUCCAAGUUAUGCAAUUAGUUUUAUAUUAAUUCCUCACAUUUACUGUAAUGAAGUCAUUUAACCACUAUUGUGUUAUUAAUGUUCCUCUAUUUUAACAAUUGCGUGACUCCUUUUCGCGAAUGUAUUUAUGCUUAUGUUGUCCAAAACUCUUGGUGAGAGUGCUGUUAUAUAUAUUUUUUUUAAUUUCAUACGGCUGCUAGUCGUCUCCAAGAGUUCUGAAUGCGCACUUUUUAAUUUUAUUUAAUUAUUGGCACAUGUUGUUUCUAUGUUUUUUUUUACUUGUUGUAACAAGUUUUACAUCAAAUACAGCGUGGUAUACAUAUUUGAGAGUAGUCUUUUAUUAGUAGAAUUUAGUCAAUUGUUCGCAACCCGCUUUUAGCAUUGCCUAGAGCUUGUGUUUUGACGUUUUUUUUACAUUUUUUUUUUAAAUUAAUACUUGAGCAUUUAAAGUACUUAAUGAUCACCUUAUAAUCACGAAAACUAGCACAAUUUUACCUCAUAACUAGGUAUCUUGUUAAACUUGAUAAAGAAAAAAAUUCUUCCCAGUCUAAAGACAAUAUUUUUCGUAGUUUGUCUUAACCCAAAAUUAUAGAUGAACGUAUAGGAUUGAUUUUAGUAACUAAAUUUGAGCUAUUUAUAUUACACGACAGUAAUAUAAAAGGCCAUUUAAAGAUUGUUAAAGCUUAUUUGUAGCAGUUACCAAAUAAAGUUAAGUACACAGGAAGAUUUUUUUAUUUUUUCAAAAUCCUUCAAAUUGUUCCUUAAUGUAUUUUGUUUGUGUUGACAUAUGGGUGCAUGUUACAAUUAUUUACUUUUGUAUGCAUAUACUCUUGUUUUUCGUCCAGCAAGCGUAAGAUCAGUAUUUUGUAGAGUUGUAUGUCCAUAGCACACUAUAUGGUAUUGGAGAAAUUGAAUAUAUAAAAUACCUAUAGAGGACUAAAUUUGUCAAUUUUAAAAUGUUUAGCUAAUUGAAGU
Molecule: messenger RNA, 3310 nt
Organism: Achroia grisella
Lineage: Eukaryota; Metazoa; Arthropoda; Insecta; Lepidoptera; Pyralidae
Gene: vib
Product: phosphatidylinositol transfer protein alpha isoform
Exons: 8
Coding region: 174-992 (272 amino acids)
Biological process (GO): phospholipid transport
Cellular component (GO): cytoplasm
Molecular function (GO): phosphatidylcholine binding; phosphatidylinositol transfer activity; phosphatidylcholine intramembrane carrier activity
Source: RefSeq, a predicted model, not a curated record